This is a messenger RNA of Oncorhynchus masou masou (cherry salmon), 573 nucleotides long. RefSeq lists its product as uncharacterized. Bases 1 to 573 code for a protein of 190 amino acids. The transcript has 2 exons. The record is from RefSeq and is a predicted model, not a curated record. NCBI's taxonomy places the organism in Eukaryota, Metazoa, Chordata, Actinopteri, Salmoniformes, Salmonidae.
AUGGCGAUGACAUCCACCUAUCACCAUCCAAACCCCGGACAUCCACCUCACCAUCCAAACCCCCCAGACAUCCACCUCACCAUCCAGACCCUAGACAUCCACCUAUCACCAUCCAAACCCCCGGACAUCCAUCUCUCACCAACCAGGACCCCUAGACAUCCACCUCUCACCAUCCAGACACCCAGACAUCCACCUCUCACCAACCAGACCCCUAGACAUCCACCUCUCACCAUCCAAACCCCCAGGCACCCAGACAUCCACCUCUCACCAACCAGACCCCCAGACAUCCACCUCACCAACCAGACCCCCAGACAUCCACCUCACCAUCCAGACCCCCAGACAUCCACCUCUCACCACCGAGACCCCAGACAUCCACCUCUCACCAUCCAGACCCCCAGACAUCCACCUCUCACCACCGAGACCCCAGACAUCCACCUCUCACCAUCCAGACCCCCAGACAUCCACCUCUCACCAUCCAGACCCCCAGACAUCCACCUCUCACCAUCCAGACCCCCAGGCACCCAGACAUCCAACUCUCACCAACCACUGCUAUCAAGACCCCCAGGCCCCUAG